GGGGCGUGGGCAGAAGUACUACCAGAUCUCGUCAAAGCUGGUAACAACACAGCUUUGAAUGCCGCCAUCAAAGCCUUUGCUUUCUCCAUACUGGUGUGCGAGACGCAACGCAAGAUCCCCAUGGCGACGGCGCUUGAAGCAUAUAGCGUAGCGCUACGAUCCGUCAACGACUCGCUCAAGAUCCCCAACAAGUCAUCGUUGGUUCAGCUAAUGGCUGCUGUAAUGUGCUUGCUCUUUGCUGAGCUUGUGUUGCCAACAAGCCUUGAAAGCUGGACCGCUCAUUUAGAGGGACUUGGGGAGUUGAUGCAGACGCGAGAGCCACAGUUCUACGCAUCAGGCAUCGCCCACAGGCUAUUUGUCGGGGCAAGACCGGCAUUGAUUGUACUGAAGAUCCAGUCGAGAAAGGCAUCUUUCCUUGCCUCAGAAGAGUGGCAAACAGCUCCUUUCCAAGAGAUCAUUCCUUCGCCAAUGCAAGCAUUGAUGAACGAAGCAACUGCUAUUCCGGGCAUCAUCGAAAGAAUGAGCCAGGAGGCUGGAAUCACGACUGCUGACAGGCUAUUGACGGAGCUCGAAGCAUUGCUUGACCGACUUGCGCUGUGGGAAACAAGCUUCCAGGCCACUCCUGAGGCCCCUCGUUUCUGGUAUGAUGGAGACUGCAUCUGGUUUGACAGCCUCACAACAGCUAACGGCCUGACGCAUUGCUGGGCGUUCAAUGUGAUUUGCUUGACAUGUGUCGGGAAGAUUGUGGGCUUAUUUCCAGACCUGCGUCCCUUUGCUCAUAUAUCGCGAGGGAUGGUCUCUCAAGAAACCAGGCGGAUGUCGAUGCUCAUAUGCCGGAGCACCAAGUAUUUGAUGCAAGACAAGAUGAAGCUCUUUGGGCCAACAUCUAUUGUCCUCCCCCUCCAAACGGCGUAUGACACCCUGAAGGCUGGAGGCGCCGAAACGGAGAGGGAUUUCGCUUGCUGCAAAGAGAUACUUGAGUCAGCUCUUGGAGAAAAGCACUUUUUAUCUCUCUUUUUCAAAGGAGACGUGUAA
This is a messenger RNA of Podospora anserina S mat+, 1035 nucleotides long. RefSeq lists its product as uncharacterized. The annotation marks the transcript as partial. Lineage: Eukaryota; Fungi; Ascomycota; Sordariomycetes; Sordariales; Podosporaceae. The transcript is spliced from 2 exons. The record is from RefSeq and is a predicted model, not a curated record.